Messenger RNA from Lindgomyces ingoldianus, 2893 nucleotides. Its product is annotated as acid protease. Bases 418 to 2523 code for a protein of 701 amino acids. Gene Ontology annotation, biological process: proteolysis. NCBI's taxonomy places the organism in Eukaryota, Fungi, Ascomycota, Dothideomycetes, Pleosporales, Lindgomycetaceae. The record is from RefSeq and is a predicted model, not a curated record. Gene Ontology annotation, molecular function: aspartic-type endopeptidase activity. The transcript has 2 exons. Gene Ontology annotation, cellular component: fungal-type vacuole.
GCGCCUGAGGGCUCUCAUGGAUGAAUGCCAACCCCAUUGCCCCAGAUGCCCUCGUCGGUCCCGUGAGGAAUCGUCCCCCGACAGCGAAUCGCGGCCACGACAUAGAGCUGCCCUCUUAUCGAUUGCCUCUACAAGCGACAAACCGCGUUAGCUCCUGAGUGCAAUUUAAGUCUUGGCCCGUUGCUGGAGGCUCGGCCCAUGCUCGCGUCUAUCCGCAAUCUGGCUCAACACCAUCUUGACUCCUCUCAGCUCGUCGUUGUCUCACCUUUCUCUCCUUCCCUCUCCCGCCCGCCGACCGAUCGAGUGGCAUGAACAAUGUCAACGGGGCGCUCACGCGCGAGCUGCUUUGAUCUGUUAUGACUCUGGCCGCUCACAGUGGCCGUCUAUCGCCUCCCCGUGGCCGCUUAAUAAUCGACCAUGACCCGUUUCCUCGCCCUGUGCGUCCUGGUCGCGGCCACGCUCGUAUCGUCGUGCCUCGCCCAAGACCUACAAGUUCGCGCAAGCAAGAACUCGUCGCUCCCGGCACCCGUCUCUGUCGCGCCCGACCAGGACUGGGAUGGGAUUGAUGGCUCGUGGAACACCAUUACCCUCCGCAUAGGCACCCCUCCACAGUUUGUUCGCGCCUUGGCAUCAACCGCAAGCCAGCAAACAUGGACUAUACACAGUCUCGCUUGCGUGGUCAAUCAGACAGACGCGAAGACCAAUCAGACACAUGAGACCACCGACACCGAUUGCGAAAGCUCCCGCGGACACCUCUUCAACAUCAGCGUCUCGUCAACCUGGCAGGAGAUUGGCUUCUAUCAGUUAUGGACAGAGAAAGUUCUUGGUAUGAUGGGCAAUGGCGAGUAUGGCUAUGACACCGUCGGCUUAGGUCAUCCAGGAGAGGAAGGACCCACCCUCAAGAAUACGACCGUUGGCACUCUGGUUACUCCCAACUUCUGGCUCGGACACUUCGGUCUCAAUGCGAAACCUACUAAUUUCUCUGCUUUCACGGAUCCAUCCCCGAGCUACAUGACGUAUCUCUUCCAGCAGAACCUCAUACCCAGCUUGUCAUUCGGCUACACCGCUGGUGCCCAAUACCACUUUACAAGUGUGUUAAGUAGCCUAACACUCGGUGGCUAUGAUACGUCGCGAUUCAUUCCAAAUGAUCUCACAUUUGGCUUCGCACCAGACAAUGAGAGAGACCUCGUGGUCGGCGUCGUUGGGAUCCAUGUUAACAGCGUAACCAAGUCCAACGUCAACCUCCUAAGCCGUGACCAAUUCACAAUGUAUAUCGACUCCACCGUCGCAGAGCUCUGGCUGCCGAUCGAAAUUUGCCAGGCUUUCGAGCAAUCAUUCGGACUAAAGUACGACAACGAUACGGGACUGUAUCUUGUGGACGACCUCACUCACAAAACACUUGUUGCAGACAAUGCCACAAUCACCUUCAGUCUUGGGCAGAAAUUCUCCACAAACACAACAGUAGACAUCAUGUUACCUUACAAGGCUUUCGACAAGGUAGCGAAACCUCCGUACCAAGGACUGAAGAAUCAAUCGAACUAUUUCCCAAUUCGGCGAGCUACGCAGGAAAACCAGUUCGUGCUGGGACGGACUUUCCUGCAAGAGGCGUACUUGAUUGUGGACUGGGAACGUCAAAACUUCUCCAUCUCGCAGUGUUCGUGGGUCUAUGGCCAGCCGAAAAACAUUGUUUCGAUUACAUCCCCAAUGUACCCAGGCGAAAAAACGACUCUCAGCUCUAAACCAAAGCGUACUACCACUGGAGCCAUUAUCGGUAUUGCAGUGGGAAGUGGAUUUUCUUUCGCCAUGAUAGUGUUUGGCGUGUUAUGGUUCUUCUGGCGGAGACGACAGAAGCGACAUCUCGAGCAAGUCAAGGCAGAAUACGCCACAAAAGCGGCAGCGGCCGCGAAAGAGGCAAAGGCAGAUAAGUCCGAGGAGCCUCCAACAUCGCCAACGAAGUAUUUGGAAGAAGGAACGAAUGUGUUUCCAAAAGCAGAGCUGCCUGCAGAGUCUCUAGGAAGAUCAGAGCUGGACACGACGGAUGUAAAAGCCGGAGAUCCGACAUCGCCAAAUAGUCUUGGGGUGCCAAGCCCCGCCGCAGAGGUGGACAACACGGAGCGCCAGAUAUUCGAAAUGCCGGGAGAUAUCCCCACGCGACAAGAAGCAGACGGACGCCAGCUGUCAGAGAAGGAGUCGAUGAUGGUCCGAGAGAGGAUAUACAACGGAGUAGAUCCCACGGGCCCACCAGAAGUAUCACCUUCAUCAGAAGAGCCGCCAAGGAGACUUGCACCAGUAUCACCGUCAGAGGUUCAGUUGGUGAACAGGAGAAACCAGCCCAACAUUUCACCUGUAACACCGCGAACACCAAGAGAUGGAGCGUUUUUAGAGGCCAACGAUACCUUUUUCCAGCCUCCACGUGCUCCGCGAGACGGCAGGUAUCUUGAGGCGGAAGACACGCUUCUCUCGCCCAUUUCUCCGAUGGAAUCGACGGAUAGCACAUCAAGGCGGCGGUUUUCCUACGAAUAAUGCAUGAAGACAAAAGUUUUGGCGGCUGUGACAUUUUACGAAUGGCGUUCGCUUUGGGACACUGGGCGGCUUUACUAGUGCAGAGCACGAUUAGGCGUGUAAUUUUCUGGCGUUUCGAACGGGCAUGAUACCUUGGCUUUUGCAUAUGGACGGGCGGCACGAGAUUUAGAACGAGCGACAGCAUUUUCGUUUGGACAUGUGAUAAGUCUAUUCUAUAUUGGUCCUGCAUGGGACGCGCACGCUACAUAGGUUCUCCUACCAGUUUCCUGAAUAGUUGUUUUCAGCAUAGCAUGGGCCAGGACGGGCCGUGCUCAGUGGAUGUAGCCAUCUUCUGAUACUGCAGAUCAGUAUCAAUUGACAUCAAUUGACG